UGGGAUUAUUAGAUUUGCCAUGAUGCGCAGGUCGAUGUCAACGGUCGGUGGAGGCUGCUCGCAAAUCGGAAUCAAAACAACAGCCAGAGAGCGAGAAUAUCCGCUUAUUCACCGAUGUGUCUUCAUUCAGUCCUCCGAGUCGAUUGGUGACUGCACUUACAAAAUCCUACAAACUAUACAUAAAAUAUUCUCUCCGAUCCAGCAUCUCACAAACAUGGCAUUUUACUUGUAACAGGCCUUGCGACCUUCCAACUUCCUCAAGCAAAUUGUGAUCCAGCAACCUCCGCGGGCAACAGCAUCGACUUAGGUUCUCUCUACUACCAUCGGGCCCAGGGAUGACGGGAGCCUCAUCUGCAGCCCAAGUUAGCGUCAGAAACAACUAUGACGAAUUCGAAUUUGAGGAGAACUUCGAUCGUGAGGAAUUGGAGAAGGCAAUGGGUGAGGCGGAACGUCGAUAUGGAGCUCAGUCUGAGAGCUUAGUGAGACGUACCGAUGGCAUGAUUGCUGGGCAGCCAGCAGAGUCUCCAUUUAUAAUCAGAGACAUUGAGGACAUUGUCUCAGACCAAGGUGACGAUGGCUCUUUAAUCUCUCAACGCACGAUAACUCCCUUGGUAUAUGCUGAACACGCAGAGCAAAUUGAGUCGGGAGAAGCGGAUGAUUCUCUUGCCCCAUUCUUUCAGUUCAGGAAACGAGGCUUCUUCAAUGUAACUGAUCUGGCUGCGCCAGUGUGGUGUGAGACGCAGUAUGACUAUCGGCUACGGACGUUACCGUUCUUGCCGCUGGCUGAGAGACCCGACGUAAUCACCGCGACAUCUGGAAAGCAGAUUGUUGUUGACAAGAGAAAAAGAGAAAGUGGCGAGAGGAUAAUGAAUCGGGGCCGAAAAGUGCAUAAACAAUUGGAAAGGGAAAUACACCCUAAUGAGAUCGUUGUCGAUACGACUACCCGGGAAGAUGUAUGGGGUCUGAGGUUCCUCAAUAUGUUGUCUGCUGUUGAGGCGCUCUUGACCAUCGGUAAAUGUCGAGAAAUGCCAGUCGUAGGAUUUGUCAACGAUAUUCUGGUCCUUGGUAUCAUUGAUGAAAUCGUCCGUUCUCCAGUCGAGUCUCCCAAAUUGAAAGCCUCAAAGUCGACCACCCCAUCCAAAUCCCCCAAUAAUACAUCUCGCCAGACGUCGCUUGCCAACUUCUUCACCUCCAUAAAACAUUCUCAGGUCGUGGACCAAACUUCUCCUUCAGUGGAUCUGCCAUCGACCGCAUUAUCACAACAAUCUAGACCUCGUACCCACAAGCUGCACAUUUCCGACUCCAAGACACGCGCAGUAUUAUCGGUGCCACGAGACGAUGACAUUAAGGCGGGAAAGAUACAAGUCAUGAUGUACAAGGAGAUGCUGGACGCAAUCUUGCUUGCGCCAUAUCGAUCUUCUACACCUUCGACUGAUCAGCAACUGUUAGAUGACACAUUCUCGAUCUUACCCUCACGAGCUUCAAAACCCUUUGCUUGGAAGAAGCUUUUCGACCAUCUAUCGCUCUCCCCAACUGAACCAUUCUCUGAGCAAUUUUUUAAGGAGGGGCGGAUGGUUAUCGAAGGCAACAAGCUGAGACAUGGUGCGACCAAGGCAUUGUGCCUUCAAGACUUUGUCCAGGUGUGGGAAAAGUAUGUCGAGGACCUUGGCUUGGGGUAUAGUAAAGAGACAAAGCUCAAAGGCGUACGGGAAAAAGGGGAACAAUGGGAAAAUCUGGGGAAGACUGAAGAUAGGCUUGAGUUGGUAUAUAGAUGGGCAGGAGGGAAAAAGAAGCGAAAAAGGAGAGAAGCCCACAAGCGGCGGAAAAGAGAUUUUAAUCGAGAAUCACCAAAUAAACAAGACGAUGCGUUGGAAGUAGAAUUUCAAAGAGGUGAAGCGCCGCUUAGCAGAGGUCAUGGGCAUUUGGAAGCAGAGGAAGAACAGCGUCUUAUCCAGCUAGCAAUCGCUGAAAGUUUGAAUAUCGACCCAAAUGCCUCAUCAACCAGACCUUAUCUCACCACGCCCAUUCUCACGCCCACCUACACAAGAUCAGCGCCCCAUACUACCCCAGCAUCUACAUCCAGGAAGCACAAAAAGGACAGAGACGAAAGUACUGUUCAUGAGGAUGAGGAGUAUUGGACUUCGACUGAUGAUGAGUUUUACGCCCACGUUAUUGAAAAUGGGCUGGGUGAAGACCGUGCGGGUGGUGAUAGGUUUGUACCCGGGAGCGUUGAUGUCAUUCCCGAAGGAGCUGCUACGAAUAACCUUACCACCACCACGUCCGAAGUCCCCUCAACAUCAACGCCCUCAAAUCCAGAGUUCUCACUUUCUCAAAGCUCGCUUGCCUCUUCUACACCAUCGAAAAAGCCUAGCGAUGUCCAUACCUCACAACUCUCCGGUCUUAUCUCCCAAGAAAGAAUAAAGACAAAAGCAAAGAGAAAAGAUGAUCUUGUGGCAGGAUCUAUAAUCGGUCGUAGUGCAUUUUCACACUCUCCAAAGUUCUUGACGGACCAUCUUGAAAGUGUCUUGCAGUUCUGGAUGGGAGAGCGACCGCCGAAGGGUGUAGAGAUACAUGAAGCGAAGAGAUGUGCGUAUUGUGAAUUUGAAGAUGGCUGUGAAUGGCGUUUGAUGAAAGUUGAAGAACACCGUCGGCAGAUUCAAGAAAAGAAGAAUAAAUUGUGACAGUUGAUUGAGACUUUGCGUUUUUUUGUUGUCCUUGUCCAGUGAAUGUUCUUGUUCAUCCACCGUUGUAAUCCGUAGUAAUAUAAAUGCAUAGAUAGCUGAUACGAUACGGAGGACGUUCUGAUAGUGUACAUUUUGGGAAGAAACAGGAAAGGUAUUAAGAAACCAAAACCUAAAUCAAACAAUCAACAAAAGUCCACCUACAAUCUUCUCCAUAACAAAUUUGACCCCAUCCUGCUCCUCCUUGCCCACCCACACAGCCUGCCCCCCCGAAUCCAACCCCAACCUUCUUCCCCACGAAGGCUAGCCAAUUGGUUUGGCCGUAAACUCACACCAGUACCCAUAGAUCACAGAUCCCCAUACCAGUACAUUCAACAAUACAAGCAGGAACACCGCCCAAUCAAUGGUACACCCAUACGAGCCAUAAGGCCAGAGGGAGCCCCUCUGGUACUCAAAACAGUGAGUACAUGAAUGGGAAUGUAUUGGUAAGAGCGUAUCCCGUUGGGAGGCGUGAGGGCAGGUUGCUUGAGAGAAUGGUGGAGGAGGCGCUAAGAGGAGAGUAGUGUCUGAAGAGGAAGGAAGGGGUUUGUAUGACGGCGGUGAAGCAGGGACAGUGUAUGACGGUGGUGAAUGUGCGGGUAACGAUGGCGAGCAAGGGAAGUAGAUUUGAGUUUGUGACAGAGCAGGGGGGAUGUGCACUUGACAGUGUUGGGGGGUGUGGAUGGAAUGAGAAAUGUGGUGUGGUCGAUGAUGACGUUGGGAGGGGUGAGUGCAAUUGUGGAAGUCUGGGGGGUUACAGAGGAAGUAAAAUUGCUCAUUUGGAAGAGGAGAGGGAGGGCGGUUGGCUUGAUGUGUGGAGGUAGGACCGUUGACAGCUGGGGUUGGCUGAAAGAAUGACAUGCUAUGACGAGAUCGAAUAGGGUUGAUUCUGUAGUAGCUUUCUAUUUGUUCACUUGUUCAAAGAUUUCACUGCGCCUCUGCAAGACGUAGUAUAUAUUGGUACCCAGUUAAUAUUCUUCUUCCAUACUCAAAAGUACAAAGAAAAGGUCUUAAGAAGGUAAGUCACCGUUUCACUCCGUAUGACUCACUAUCAUAAUGGAUCUUUGAUCAUCGCACGGAGUUCGCGAUAAAGGACUGAGGAAGGGUUUGAAGAGAAGAAAGGAAGGGAAGUCUUUGUUUUCCAGUCGGAUCUCUGCCAACUUUCUCAAAGGUCGAACUUCAGUCUUUCGACUCCCAAGACGAUUCGCGUGUAGAAUCCUGCUGGUACUGGCUAGGCUGAAGCCUGAGAUCAUCAGUGAAAAAGGAGGCUUCGUUAGUCGACCAUUUAGUUGAAUCCUCGAAAUCAUCUCGCGAUGAUGACUGGUAGGGCUUAACUUGAGCUUGAAUUGCGAAUGGGACAACCGUAGUUGACAUGGCUACAUUAACGAGAGAAUCGAAUCGAAGGCUCGAAUUGCGUUCGGAGUAUUUUCGCAGAUCUUUAGCGGACGAGUAAGGACUGGCAGAAAAACAGUCGAGCCGAAGUCCGCCUCGGCGCAUCGGGGAAAGCGGCGGUUAUUUCUCCGUGCCUGCAAAGUCCCUAUCGUCAUUGCCGCGACGUCUCGUUUUGUGCGCAUCUGUAGAUGCAACGUUCUCCCAUGUCCAUUACUCAUAUAAAUACCACACAU
Messenger RNA from Cryptococcus deneoformans JEC21, 4345 nucleotides. RefSeq lists its product as hypothetical. Gene Ontology annotation, molecular function: single-stranded DNA 5'-3' DNA exonuclease activity. Gene Ontology annotation, cellular component: nucleus; mitochondrion. The record is from RefSeq and is a predicted model, not a curated record. Gene Ontology annotation, biological process: interstrand cross-link repair. The coding region runs from base 336 to 2681 and encodes 781 amino acids. NCBI's taxonomy places the organism in Eukaryota, Fungi, Basidiomycota, Tremellomycetes, Tremellales, Cryptococcaceae. The transcript has 8 exons.